This is a messenger RNA of Saxophila tyrrhenica, 1413 nucleotides long. RefSeq lists its product as uncharacterized. The record is from RefSeq and is a predicted model, not a curated record. The transcript has a single exon. Lineage: Eukaryota; Fungi; Ascomycota; Dothideomycetes; Mycosphaerellales; Extremaceae. Bases 1 to 1413 code for a protein of 470 amino acids.
AUGGCCACCUCACGCCAUCUUCGCUCGGAGUCUUCAGAGUCGAACUCAUCCAAUGGCUCCUCAUACCAACUAAUCCUGGACCACAUCCUGACCUACCCUGGAAGCUACGAGAUCCCUCUCCGGACCAUGUAUCAGCUCAAUUGCGCGCCCCGCGGCACUCUCAACCAACCUCGAAGCGGCACGCCAUCCUCCAGCGCGGGCAGUUCGCCCAUCACUCCUCAGACGCCAUUUCCGGAAUCAACAAGCACGCAGACUUUCACGGAGAGUCUGAUGGCCCAGAUGCAGCAAUUACCGAACCAACCCAAGGUCCUACCGCCAAGCUUCAUCACCAACUUCCUGUCGAGAUGUUUUCCGGCGAGAUUGACGGAGGUCGACUUCCCACAGGCGCUUACUGGACUCGACUACCUCAAGGAUCUGGAGGCAAGGCGGAGACGUGAAGUGGCGGCAGCCAUGUCCCGGAUGGACAUCGCUCGUGAAGCUCUCCAUGCUGAGAAUGAUUCCUUCGCGGACAAGCGUCCCGGUGUGGCGGCUUGGGCAAAGUCGAUCGAGGAGAAGGAGCGCAAGAUUGAUGCUCUGUACACGCAGCUGUACAUCGGCAUCCGCCGCUGGAUUCUGAUCAACGAACUUUCACUCGUACCAUUCAACAAACAUAACUGCGUGGCGAUGCUGAACACUCUCUACCCGCCGGUGAUUACCUCACAGCCGACCUUCAAACUGACCCGUGAAGUACUCAAGAACCAACGAGAUGGCUUCUUCAAGUACAUUCAAAGCGUCGAGAAGACUGGCCCACAUGUCCUGCGCACGUUGAUGCAGCAAGGCAAGGCUCCUACGGACGUCAACGGCUGGCCAGCAGUGACCCGGACCUUAAGUCUGUAUCUGCAGCUCGCCAACAGCAUGGUCAACGAAUGCUCCGAACUAUCAGAUGUGCAGCAGAUCCCACGACCACGAGAACCAACAAAGUCUUCUCGUCAGACCCGGAAGGCCGACUCAGGCGUCUCGUUUAACAGCGUGGACGUGGCUUCCUCACGUUCAAACUCGAUCGUGGACCCCACGUCACCGACAGAGUCCACCAGACCCAAGACUCCGACCGGUGGCAAGCACAGCACCACCCUCGAGAAGCUCGCACGCGGCCUCAAGACCAUCGGCCGCAGCCGCACCGACGCCACCGAGAUGAUCUCCGACGAGCUCUUCCCGCCCAUCACCUCUGCUCACCCUCAACCGGAGAAGCCCAAGGGUUUGCGGAAGAUGCGCAGCAUGGGCGCCAUCGAGGGUCGCAAAAAAGCCGACGUCUCCGCCGCGCAGAACGCCUCCUUCGACGCCGACGAGAUGCGCAGGCAGCGAUUGCGGUACGAGGCUGGUGUCGCUGCGAAUCAGAAGUUUGGGCGUGGGGUGAAUCAGAGUCAUGAGAUUUGA